Cryphonectria parasitica EP155 is the source of this 647-nucleotide messenger RNA. RefSeq lists its product as uncharacterized. Bases 330 to 584 code for a protein of 84 amino acids. The record is from RefSeq and is a predicted model, not a curated record. The transcript has a single exon. Lineage: Eukaryota; Fungi; Ascomycota; Sordariomycetes; Diaporthales; Cryphonectriaceae.
AUCCUGGCUUGUGUGGUUUGUGCUAGUGUUGCUUGAAUGUUGUGGUAUGUCGUGUGUUUGUGUGCUCCAAGGUAGCUCAAAGGCCGGCGUGUAGCCGGGAAGUAGGGUUUUGUGCGCUCUGUUGUGUGAGGCGGAGUGGAAGGCUCUUCCGGAUGGUCGCGUCUUCUCUUUCUCUCGAGUCUCGUCUCUCCAGGAGACAGAUGGAAGUUUCAAUAAUUAGAUUAAACAAAUAGUGUAUGCGUCUGACAAGAAAAGAAGGCAGGUAGCGACCAGGCCACAGUCUUUUCUUCUUUGGCAGUCAGUCACAGGUAUAAAAGGUAUGAUCGACAAUGGGGUUGUCCCGAUCUGGGUGUACACGUCCACAAGAGAGAAAGACGAUGGACAAUGGUAGCUUGUCGUGGGAUUACAAGACGGAAGGAAGAAAUGUGAGAGAAAGGAGGAAGAGAAAACACAGGACAAAAGAGAAAGAGAAACAAAGCGGAGAAAGAAAAGGAAAAUACAACAGCCAGCAAGGUCGAAUGAAUCAAAGCUGGGCGCGAAAGAAAGACCACCUCACCUCACCUCACCUCACCUCACAUGGAUGACGUCCUCGCAUUGGGCGUUACAUGUCUUGAAGCGCCUCUGUGGUGACUUCAGAAGACUGGCCG